CACUCUGCUGGCACUGCCGCCAAUGGGCCCGAGGAUGGAGACCUGCUGCCGGCGCGUCCUGCUGCUGGUCAUUGUGGCCGCAGCAGCCACCGCGGUGCCUUCUCAACACAAGACGCUGAGCUAUGAAGAGGCCAUUGCCCUGGCCGUCGAUUUCUACAACCAAGGGUCAGGCAUCGACCAUGCCUUCCGGCUCCUUAAAGCGGACCCACAGCCUGAGUGGGACAUGACAUCUAACCUGCGGCAGGAGCUGAAGUUCAUGGUUAAAGAGACCGUGUGCCCGGUGUCAGAGAACCUCAACGGGACCGAAUGUGACUUCAGAGACAAUGGGGUGGUCAGAGACUGUUCAGGAUUCUUCUCCACCCAGCAGGAGUCACCCAUAGUCAUCAUCAACUGCAACACUGUGACCAAGGAGGAGGUCCAGGAGCCCAAGACAUCUGGCCCAACAGAAUUAAGAAUGGAGACCUGCCUGAAAGUCCUGCUGAUCAUCGGGGUGGUCACAGCAGCCCCCAUGCCAUCAUCGUCCCCUCUGCCAACCCACGAGGAUGCGGUUUUAGCUACAGUUCAGAUGUACAACCAAGAGCCAGGCACAACACUGGCCUGUCGGCUCCUGGAAGCUGAGCCUCAGCCAGACUGGGACGUGUCUUCGAAAACGAUCCAAUCGCUGAAAUUCACUGUUCAAGAGACAGUGUGCCCAGUAUCAGAGAAACGUGACUUCAACCAGUGUGAAUUCAAAGAAGACGGGCUGGUCAAAGACUGCUCUGGAUUCUUCUCCACUGAACAGGACCCCCCUUCCGUCAUUAUCAAAUGCGAGGAGGCGUCUGAGGAGCCUAAUGUCGUCACACGGGGCCGCUGGGGACGUUGGAGGAGAAAAGCUGGUAGGUUUAUUAAGCGAAAUCGCUGGAACAUCAUUGCUACCGGUCUCAAGUGGCUUGGCUAA
This is a messenger RNA of Emys orbicularis (European pond turtle), 937 nucleotides long. RefSeq lists its product as uncharacterized. Gene Ontology annotation, molecular function: lipopolysaccharide binding. Gene Ontology annotation, biological process: antimicrobial humoral immune response mediated by antimicrobial peptide; defense response to Gram-negative bacterium; defense response to Gram-positive bacterium. The transcript has 9 exons. The record is from RefSeq and is a predicted model, not a curated record. Lineage: Eukaryota; Metazoa; Chordata; Testudines; Emydidae. Gene Ontology annotation, cellular component: extracellular region. The coding region runs from base 23 to 937 and encodes 304 amino acids.